CCAGUGCAAUUUAUUUGUUCAGAACUUAGUUCUCAUAAUGCAACGCGGAAUAAUUGUUCAUAAUUUUUUACUAACCCUUUUGGGUUUCCUGAGUUGUGGAGCUCUGGGAGUUAUGGCGGAAAAUAAUGUUACCCGAGAAAGAGAAUUUGAUUUUAUUCCCCUGUAUCCUGAACCGCGCAUAGUUGGUGGCACCGUAGCCAAAGAUGGCCAAUUCCCGUAUCAGGUGGCCCUGAACAUUGGCAAUAGUUUCACCUGUGGCGGUUCCAUUAUUUCGGCAAAUUAUGUGGUAACGGCGGCCCAUUGUGUUACCUCGGGCUUGGUGCCCAGGCCAUACCCCGCUUCCCGUUUAAAUGUACGCGUUGGCAGUCGUUUUUACAACAGUGGCGGCGAGGUGGUUGGCAUCUCCCAGGUCAAGGUUCAUCCCUCAUAUCGUCGCUCGGACAAUGAUAUUGCCGUGUUGAAGCUCUCCAAACCUCUGGUGUUUACGGAUAACAUCAAGCCCAUCUCCAUUGCCAAAAGGGCACCAGCUGAUGGUGUAGCUGUCACAACUUCGGGUUGGGGUCUCUUGCGUAAUGGGGGAUCCACACCACGUGAGCUGCAGUAUACCACCAUGACAGCCCUCUCCCUUAGAAAUUGUAGACGUAGCCUCUAGACAGUAUCCAGUACGGUGUUGUGCCUUGCCCCCCGUAAUGGUAAUGGGGUGUGUGGUGGAGACUCCGGUGGCCCUGCUGUCUAUAACAACGAGCUGGUCGGUGUCACAAAUUACGUUGUGGGUGGUUGUGGCUCACGUUAUCCCGAUGGCUAUGCCAAUGUGGCCUAUCAUUACAGUUUCAUAAAGAACAAUUCCGAUUUGUAGAUUCUCAAGAGGUCUCUGAAGGCAACGGCAAAACAAAAUAUAAAAUUUAUUUGAUUCUUAUCUGUCA
Molecule: messenger RNA, 923 nt
Organism: Musca domestica (house fly)
Lineage: Eukaryota; Metazoa; Arthropoda; Insecta; Diptera; Muscidae
Product: trypsin alpha
Exons: 2
Coding region: 38-652 (204 amino acids)
Biological process (GO): proteolysis
Molecular function (GO): serine-type endopeptidase activity
Source: RefSeq, a predicted model, not a curated record